CCACUGCACGCGCGUCGCUCGCAGGCAGCAGCGCGAGCUCUACCAGCGCCCGGAACCCCGCGACACAGCGAACACACCACAAGCCCGCGAGCGACACCGCACACGACACCGCACACGACACCAUGCCCGCACCUCCACCGCCCCCCCCUCCGCCCAUGCCGCCCAUGGGUCGAGGGGCUGGCGGGCCUCCGCCGCCGCCAAUGCCUGGAAGAGCGCCCGGAGGCAAGCCGCCCAGCGGCGCAGGAAGAGGCGCACUGCUGGGGGACAUCACCAAGGGCGCGAAGCUGAAGAAGGUCACGGUGAUAAACGAUCGGUCAGCGCCCAUAGUCGGAAAGGUGUCAGACGGACCGAGUGGACCACCCGUGGGAGGCGCCCCUCCCAUUCCUGGCAUGGGAAAGGCACCAGCACCGCCAUCGGGCCUUGCGCCGCCCGUCCCUGGGAACAGAGCGAGGAGCAACAGCGACACAGGCGGAGACGGAGCAGGAGGCGGCGGCGGAAUGGUCAGCGCGGCGCCGCAGUUGGGCGGUUUGUUUGCAGGCGGCAUGCCAAAGCUGAGGAAGUCGGGCGGCGUGGCCACGGGCAGGGAGCAGAGCUCGCCAUACCUGUCGGAUCCGGAGACAUCACGAAGCUCAGCACCCAGACCGCCGCGAGGAGCUGCGCCGAAGCCACCGGGUGCUGCACCGCCGAUUCCUGGAGGACGGCCACCGCCCGCGCCCGGCAUUGCGGCCCUCAGGAACAACUUGCGGCCUUCGUCCGUGGUGUCUACCCAUUCCAUGUCAGACAUCGGCUCCAAGCCUAAACCUCCUCUGCCAGGGAAGAAACCGCCCAUACCACCACCGUCUUCACGCAAACCAUCUGGACUCGCGCCUCCACCCCCCGCCACCCCUGCCCGAGCUCCGCCUGUGCCUGGAGCAGCACCCCCAGCACCUCCUCCACCACCACCAUCCUCAAGUCCUCUCGCACCACCGCCUCCUCCGCCUCCCUCAUCCACGCCUUCCGCGCCACCUCCUCCGCCGCCAACAGCUGCUCCGCGAGCGCCAAGUCGAUCUACACCCCCACCGCCUCCACCAGCACCACCCUCAAAAGCACCGCAGGACGAUGAUGACGAAUACGACCCCUACAAAUACACCAGCACUCCACCGAAACCACCCUCUGCGCCCGCCCCUCCAGCUCCAAAAGCACCCACAAACGGCACGCCCUCCCUCGCCGAACAAGCCGCCCGCAACGCCUUCGGCCGCUCCUCCCCCGCGGCACCACCGCCACCUCCCCCUUCUUCGGCUCCCGCGCCCCCACCGCCUCCCUCCUCAGCACCCGCCCCUCCACCCCCGCCCAUGUCACCGCCCUCACGAACCAACAGCCAAGCGCCGCAGCGCAGCAUGCUCGAUCCGAGCGCAUACACCCUCACUAACGGCGGCUCUCCGAGCAUCAAGAGCCCGACGAGCCCCGCGCCCGGGCAGAAGGGCAAGAUUGUGCCCGUGCACGAUCUCAGGUGGCGAUUUGUCGAUGAGUCGCAGUUCCCGCGGCCAAGGGAAUUCUUGGGGGGGCCGAAGAAGUAUAGGGCCGGGAGGGGGAGCAGUGUGCCGCUGGAUCUGAGCGCUUUUGAGUAGGGCUUGAAGAGGGCGAAGUCGAGUCGGGAUGGCGAUGCAAGGAGGAAGUGGGAUCUGGAUCUCGGAAGGAAACGAUCGACGAGGCUGAGUUUGGGACGGAGGAACACUUUUUCGGGAUUGAGAGAGAGCCUCGGGCAGGACUGAAAGAAGGGCUAAGAUUAGGUCGAGGGAGGUGAAGGUGAUGCUUCGCACUGGCGUUUUCAUGGGGUGGGAUGAGGAAAUAGAUAUUCUUUGUGUAUAGUUCUGGCAGCGAACGCUGGAGAUGCACCCACACAUACCAAAUUGCACUCUUUUGC
Messenger RNA from Paraphaeosphaeria sporulosa, 1903 nucleotides. RefSeq lists its product as uncharacterized. The coding region runs from base 123 to 1607 and encodes 494 amino acids. The record is from RefSeq and is a predicted model, not a curated record. NCBI's taxonomy places the organism in Eukaryota, Fungi, Ascomycota, Dothideomycetes, Pleosporales, Didymosphaeriaceae. Gene Ontology annotation, molecular function: actin binding. The transcript has 2 exons.